AUGGAGCAGCAAUCGAACAGGUCUCAUAGGCCCGCGAAGGAGAAGAAGAAAUACGAGGGUAACAACCCCAAGGCCUUCGCCUUUUCCAAAACAGGGAAACUUAACAGACAGGCUGCGCGGUCGCACGAUGUCAAGGAAAAGAGACUUCAUGUGCCUCAGGUGGAUCGCAUGCCUGAGGAGGCUCCUCCCACGGUCGUCGCAGUUGUUGGACCCCCAGGUGUCGGCAAGACCACACUCAUCAAGUCGUUGAUCCGCCGCUACACCAAGCAGACUCUCAGCUCGCCUCAAGGUCCCCUAACUAUCGUUACUUCGAAGAAGCAGCGCCUCACCUUCAUGGAGUGUCCGUCCGACUCCCUCGCAGCCAUGAUCGAUGUGUCCAAAAUUGCCGAUGUCGUCCUCCUCAUGAUAGAUGGAAACUACGGAUUUGAGAUGGAGACUAUGGAGUUCUUAAAUGCUCUGUCAACAAGCGGUAUGCCGGGUAACGUUUUCGGUAUCCUUACCCACUUAGAUCUUUUCAAGAAGCAAAGCACUUUGAAGAUGACCAAGAAGCGCCUUAAGCAUCGCUUCUGGAGUGAGCUUUACCAAGGUGCCAAGCUCUUCUACCUCUCUGGUGUGAUCAACGGCCGAUAUCCUGAUCGCGAAGUCCACAACUUGUCUCGAUUCCUGUCUGUCAUGAAGACCCCUCGUCCACUUGUGUGGCGUAACUCCCACCCGUAUGCCCUGGCAGAUCGUUUCCUGGAUGUUACUCCUCCCACCAAGAUCGAAGAGAACCCCAAGUGUGACCGUACCAUUGCGCUGUAUGGAUAUCUUCGAGGAACCAAUUUCCCAGCUCAGGGUGCACGAGUGCAUGUUCCCGGUGUCGGCGAUUUGACCGUAUCCGGAAUUGAAGGACUGCCUGACCCGUGCCCGACUCCUUUUGCCGAUCAGCAGAUGGCCAAGGCGACUGGCAAGAGCAACAGGCGUAAGCUUGGUGAGAAGCAGAAACUGCUGUUUGCUCCGAUGUCCGAUGUUGGUGGUGUUUUGGUCGAUAAAGAUGCUGUCUACAUUGAUAUCAAAACCAAUACCUUUAACAGGGGCUCUGAUGAUGAGUCAGAGGAUGAGGAUCGUCGGGGUCUCGGUGAGCAGCUUGUGGUCGGUCUUCAGGGCGAACGCCGAUUGCUUGGCGAGGCUGAUCAGGGUGUGCGUCUUUUCCGCGGUGGUGAGGCAAUUGACCAGGCGGACGAGGAUGACGAGACUGGUCGUAAACAUCGCAGACAUGCUCGGAUUGCUGACGCCGAGCGUAUCCAAGCCGUCGGGGACGACGAGGAAGAGGAUGAUGAGGAUGAAGAACUUGAUGGCGAAGAGGACGAGAACGACCUAAGCGACGAAGAAGAUGAUGUUUCUGCACCCGCAGACUUCGAGAGAAGCUUCAAAGAACGCCAGAAUGGAAACUCUCGUCAAGAAGACGGAGACCUUGCCUUCGCGGACAGUGAUUCUGACCUCGGCUCCAUAUCCUCAGUUUCAGACCAAGAGCUUGAAAGCGGGGACGAAGAUGAAGACGAAGACCAUGAAGAGGACGACGACGAGGAAGAUGAAGAGGGCAAUGUCAGAUGGAAGGACAACAUGCUGGCUAACGCUAAGGCUCUCCAUGGAAAGCGCCCACCCUUCCGCGUCAAUGACCUCUCACGAAUGCUGUACGAUGAGUCCAUCACUCCCGUCGACGUCGUCCGAAUGUGGCGUGGCGAGCAUGAUGAGGAUGAUGAUGAUGAAGAAGAGCAGGACGAGGAGGAAGGUGACGACUUCUUUAAGAAGACCAACACCGAAAAGGAGGACCAAGCCGACUUCCGCGCGGUUCCUGAAUAUGACUACGACGAGUUGGAGCGAAAGUGGCGUGACGAGGAACUGAUCGAAUCUUUGAAACGUCGUUUCGCGAGCGCCAGGCUUUCGGGCGAUGGCUCUGAUGACGACCUUGAGGAAGGCGAUUUGGAUGACCUUGAUUCUGAUGACGAAGGCGAUGGAGCAUUCGAGGACCUCGAGAAUGGCGAAACCUUUGAUGGAUUCGAUGGCGAGGACGAAGAAGACAAGGACGAUGACGAGAAAGGCGCAAAUUCAGAAGCUCCUGUGGACUUGGAAGCUGAACGUGAGCGCAAUGCCAAGAGAAAGGAAGAGCUGAAGCUUCGCUUCGAAGAAGAAGAUCGUGAAGGUUUCGGUAAUGCGAAGGACGGAGUCCGAGACAAUCUCGAAGGGGAGUUUGGCGAGGACGACUGGUACGAUCUCCAAAAGGCCAAGAUGCAAAAGCAGAUUGAUAUCAACCGCGCCGAGUUUGACACGCUAGACCCAUCCUCCCGUGCCCGCGCCGAAGGCUUCAAGGCCGGCACUUACGCCCGCAUUGUCCUCGAGAAUGUGCCCUACGAGUUUGCGUCCAAGUUCAACCCUCGCUUCCCCCUCAUUGUCGGAGGUCUGGCCCCUACUGAGGACCGCUUCGGAUACGUACAGGUCCGUAUCAAGCGUCACCGUUGGCACAAGAAGAUCUUGAAAAGCAAUGACCCGUUGAUCUUCUCUCUUGGCUGGCGUCGCUUCCAAUCAAUUCCCAUGUACAGCACAUCCGACAGUCGUACUCGAAACCGCAUGCUCAAAUAUACUCCUGAGCACAUGCAUUGUUUCGGCGUUUUCUACGGUCCGCUCGUGGCGCCCAACACUGGUUUCUGCUGUGUCCAAUCGUUCUCUAACAAGAACCCCGGGUUCCGCAUUGCCGCGACCGGUGUUGUUCUCAACGUUGAUGAACACACCGAGAUCGUCAAGAAGCUGAAGCUUACUGGUGUGCCUUAUAAGAUCUUCAAGAACACUGCCUUCAUCAAGGACAUGUUCAACUCCUCCCUAGAGAUUGCCAAGUUCGAGGGCGCGUCCAUCCGGACCGUCUCGGGUAUUCGCGGUCAAAUAAAGAAGGCUUUGAGUAAGCCUGAAGGUCACUUCCGUGCUACGUUCGAGGACAAGAUUCUGAUGAGUGAUAUUGUCUUCCUGCGCGCAUGGUACCCGAUCAAGCCUCACCGUUUCUAUAAUCCCGUGACCAACCUCCUCGACCAAGAAGAGGGUAGCACUGAGAAUGGCUGGCAAGGAAUGCGCUUGACCGGUGAAGUUCGCCGCGAGCAAGGCAUUCCCACUCCGAUGAACAAGGAUUCGGCCUACCACAAGAUCGAGCGCCAGGAGCGCCACUUCAACCCCUUGCGAGUGCCGAAGCAGCUGGCUGCCGACCUGCCCUUCAAUUCUCAGAUCACUAAGAUGAAGAAGCGCAACGACCAGACCUACAUGCAGAAGCGCGCUGUCGUCCUCGGUGGCGAAGAGAAGAAGGCCCGUGAUCUGAUGCAGAAGCUGACCACGAUGCGCAACGAAAAGUCCGCCAAACGUGCAGCGAAACAGGAAGAGCGGCGCAAGGUUUACCGUGCUAAGGUUGCGGACAGUCUAGAGAAGAAGGAAGCCCGUGAAAAGAGAGAGCGCGACGAUUACUGGCGCCGUGAGGGCAAGAAGCGCAAGAAUACCGAUGGAGAGUCCGGUGGUGGCCGCGGUGGAAAGAAGCGCAAGUAA
Penicillium maclennaniae is the source of this 3561-nucleotide messenger RNA. RefSeq names its product GTPase BMS1. Bases 1 to 3561 code for a protein of 1186 amino acids. Gene Ontology annotation, molecular function: U3 snoRNA binding; GTP binding; GTPase activity. Gene Ontology annotation, biological process: endonucleolytic cleavage of tricistronic rRNA transcript (SSU-rRNA, 5.8S rRNA, LSU-rRNA); maturation of SSU-rRNA from tricistronic rRNA transcript (SSU-rRNA, 5.8S rRNA, LSU-rRNA); ribosome biogenesis. NCBI's taxonomy places the organism in Eukaryota, Fungi, Ascomycota, Eurotiomycetes, Eurotiales, Aspergillaceae. The transcript has 4 exons. The record is from RefSeq and is a predicted model, not a curated record. Gene Ontology annotation, cellular component: 90S preribosome; nucleus.